This is a messenger RNA of Chanos chanos (milkfish), 2242 nucleotides long. It is a transcript of the gene pyroxd2, whose product is annotated as pyridine nucleotide-disulphide oxidoreductase domain 2. NCBI's taxonomy places the organism in Eukaryota, Metazoa, Chordata, Actinopteri, Gonorynchiformes, Chanidae. Gene Ontology annotation, molecular function: oxidoreductase activity. Bases 19 to 1755 code for a protein of 578 amino acids. The record is from RefSeq and is a predicted model, not a curated record. The transcript has 16 exons.
CUGGGGUGAAGUUUUGUCAUGGCUGCUGCGGUCCGGAUAGGCCGCACUCGGCGUUUCGCCGUCACACUGGGGAAAGUCAGGGCUAAUCACACAUCAGCGCUCAAAUCACAGUAUGACGCUAUUGUCAUCGGCGGAGGACACAAUGGGCUUAUUGCUGCAGCCUAUCUUCAGAAAGGAGGUCUGAAAACGGCUGUUCUGGAACGCAGGCACGUGCUUGGAGGAGCCGCGGUAACCGAGGAGAUUAUUCCAGGGUUUCAUUUCUCUCGGGCGUCCUACCUGCUCAGUUUACUGCGACCUCACAUUUACCAGGACCUGGACUUAAAGAAUCAUGGACUCAAAGUGUACAUGCGGGACCCCCAUGCGUACACCCCCAUGCUGGAGGAAGGAGUGGGGGGGCAGCUGCCUCGUUCUCUGCUGCUUGGCGGUGACCUGGCAAAGAACCAACAGGAGAUCGGCAAAUUCUCACAGAAAGAUGCAAAGAUGUUCCCCGCCUUUCUGACUCACUUGGAGAAGUUAGCAAGUGCCAUACACCCGUUACUGGACGCCCCACCUGUGAACAUCCCAGGAGUGACACAGGGUUCUCUGAGGGAACGAUUAGCAGCCCUGAAAAGUUUAAAACCUCUGGUGAAAUCUGGGAUGAGACUGGGAAGGAACAUUCCGGAUUUCUAUGAACUGAUUACAGCACCAAUAUUGAAGGUCCUGAAUCGCUGGUUUGAGUCCGAACCACUGAGAGCCACUCUCGCCACUGAUUCUGUUAUAGGAGCCAUGACAAGCCCCAGCAGCCCCGGCAGUGGGUAUGUUCUGCUGCACCAUGUGAUGGGGGAGGUCGAGAAGGAAAAGGGCGCGUGGGGUUACGUGGAAGGGGGAAUGGGUGGCGUCUCCAAGUCCAUCGCUAGUUCGGCCCGAUCUCUCGGCACAGACAUUUUUACCGAGCAGGAUGUUGGACAAAUUCUUGUUGGUCAAGAUGGUUGUGCCAAGGGAGUGGUGCUGAAGGAUGGUACUGAAGUUCGGAGUAAAGUGGUUUUAUCUAACGCCACUCCUUAUGUCACUUUUAGACAGCUCACUCCACAGGACGCUCUCCCCGAAGACUUUAUCACAGCGAUAAAUCAAAUUGAUUACACAUCUCCUGUCACUAAGAUUAACGUGGCUGUGGACAAACUGCCGAAUUUCCUGGCAGCUCCAAACACUGCUGAUGGGAAGCCAGGUCCACAUCAUCAGUGCUCGAUUCAUUUGAACUGUGAGAGCGUGGAUGUCCUGGAGGCUGCAUACAGGGAAGGCCAACGGGGACACCCGUCAUCCAGACCUAUGUUGGAGAUGACCAUACCCUCUGUGUUAGACCCCACUUUGGCGCCCCCUGGUUGUCAUGUGGUCUCCAUUUUCACGCAGUUCACACCUUAUUGGCUGGAAGGGGGGCGUGCAUGGACUGAUGAAGACCGGGAGAAGUUUGCCAAUACAGCCUUUGACUGGAUUGAUCAGUAUGCACCUGGAUUCAAAAAAUCAAUAGUGGGCAAGGAUAUCUUGGCACCGCCCGAUCUAGAGAGGAUAUUUGGGCUUACCGGAGGGAAUAUAUUCCAUGGCGCAAUGUCUCUGGACCAGCUGUAUCUGGCACGGCCUUUGCCCUGCAUUGCAGAUUACCGUUCACCAAUCAAAGGACUGUAUCUAUGUGGUAGUGGAAGUCAUCCAGGUGGAGGUGUAAUGGGGUCUGCUGGCUGGAAUGCUGCCCUGACGGUUCUACGUGACCUGAGACGAGGUUGAAGUGACUGAACACGCAGACACAAAAUCCCGGAAAUCUACUCCGUGUGGAGCUGCUCUAACAAACAAGUGCGACAGGUGUUCCACCGUACGUCACCUGUUACCAUACAGGAGGAAUGUCAUUUUUCAGGGAGCCCUCAGUGAAGAAAGUCAGAUUACGAUUCAGUUUAUGUGCAUGAAGUCACUUCUCUAAAGGCUUAUAAAGCCUGCAAUAACUCAAGAGAUGGAAAAUGUCAACAAGCGUAAUGUUCCCUUUUGUGAAAGUUGAGGAUUUAUUGACUCUUGAGUGUAACAGAAUAUUAGAGCCAAAGCAGAUGCCUUUGAAUCCUUCUCUUAUGACUGAAAAUGCCUAAGGUGCACUUCUGUGUUUCUGAUGAAAGGUUUACAAACGUUUGUGUUAUGCUUUAAAUUCCAACAUUUGUUAUAAAUGCUAGGGGGUACGUUUCAAAUUUGAUAAAUCGACCUGCAAGAAUAAAAGCAAUGAAAUCUU